AUGACGGCGAGCGGCUGCGCUGCAACCAGCUGGCGGUUUGAGCCUGACGGCUACCUCAGGGCCAUCCUCACGGCGCGCGUGUACGAUGUCGCGGUGAUCACUCCCCUGGAGCGCGCCGUGAAGCUGAGUGACGCGCUGGGCAGCAGCAUCCUGCUGAAGCGCGAGGACCUGCAGCCGGUGUUCAGCUUCAAGCUGCGGGGCGCGUACAACAAGAUGGCCAAGCUCACGCAGGAGCAGCUGGACCGCGGCGUCAUCACCAGCAGCGCUGGGAACCACGCACAGGGCGUGGCGCUGUCGGCCCAGAAGCUGGGGUGCAAGGCCGUCAUCUGCAUGCCGGUGACAACUCCUGACAUCAAGGUGGCAAAUGUGCGGCGGCUGGGUGGCACGGUGGAGCUGGUAGGGGAGACCUACCAAGAGGCGCAGGCGCACGCACUGCAGCGCGCCGUGGCUGAGGGCCUCACGUUUGUUGCGCCGUACGACGACCCCUACACCAUUGCGGGUCAAGGCACCAUCGGGGACGAAAUCCUGCGGCAGAUUGGCAACCCUGCCCAGCUUGACGCCAUCUUUGUGGCGGUGGGUGGUGGCGGCCUGAUUGCCGGCAUAGCCGCCUAUGUCAAGGCCCUGCAGCCACAUGUCAAGGUGAUCGGCGUUGAGCCCGCUGGUGCCAACGCGAUGGCCAUGUCCCUGGAAAAGGGGGCGCGCGUGACGCUGUCAAAGGUCGACGGCUUCGCGGAUGGCGUCGCGGUGAAGCACGUUGGUGCCGAGACGUUCCGCAUGGCCCGCGACCUGGUGGACGGCGUCGUGCUGGUGGACAACGCCGCCAUCUCCGCCGCCAUCAAGGACGUCUUCAACGAGACGCGCUCCAUCCUGGAGCCAGCGGGGGCUGUCGCGGUGGCUGGCGCCAAGGCGUGGCUCAAGGCCAGCGGGUCCCAGGGCCGCACAGUGGUGGCGGUGACGUCUGGCGCCAACAUCAAUUUUGAGCGGCUGAGGCUGGUUGCUGAGCUGGCGGACCUGGGCAGCAGCACAGAGGGCCCGCUCGCAGCAGGUGUGCGCCUGGGGACGUGCAGCGUACCGUCGUGGGCCCCCUAUUGCGCCUAA
Messenger RNA from Monoraphidium neglectum, 1098 nucleotides. RefSeq names its product threonine dehydratase. Gene Ontology annotation, molecular function: threonine deaminase activity; pyridoxal phosphate binding. Lineage: Eukaryota; Viridiplantae; Chlorophyta; Chlorophyceae; Sphaeropleales; Selenastraceae. Bases 1 to 1098 code for a protein of 365 amino acids. The record is from RefSeq and is a predicted model, not a curated record. The transcript is spliced from 11 exons. Gene Ontology annotation, biological process: L-threonine catabolic process.